This is a messenger RNA of Drosophila elegans, 4265 nucleotides long. It is a transcript of the gene FoxP, whose product is annotated as forkhead box protein P1. Gene Ontology annotation, biological process: regulation of transcription by RNA polymerase II. The coding region runs from base 2283 to 3842 and encodes 519 amino acids. Gene Ontology annotation, cellular component: nucleus. The transcript is spliced from 7 exons. Gene Ontology annotation, molecular function: DNA-binding transcription factor activity, RNA polymerase II-specific; RNA polymerase II cis-regulatory region sequence-specific DNA binding. The record is from RefSeq and is a predicted model, not a curated record. NCBI's taxonomy places the organism in Eukaryota, Metazoa, Arthropoda, Insecta, Diptera, Drosophilidae.
UCAAAGACGUACCAUUUCAGGAGUAGCUGCGAAAAUUAUUCUUAAGAUAGUUUUUUAAAUUAAUAUAUUUUAUAUAUAGUGAAUAUUGUAUUUAAAAUGUUCCUUGCUAUUAAAUAUAUCUUGUUCGUUGGAAUUUUCAGUGAAUGUUAUUUAAUUGUAAAUACACAUAGAAAUUUGCAUUCACUUGUGUCUGCAAAAUUGUAUGUGUAUGUAUGUAUAAAGCAGAAGUCUAGUCUGUUAAGUUAUUUAGUAUAUUAAUAAGACUUUUAGGCCAGGAUAAAAAGUUGUUAAGUUGUACUUUUUAUGACGGAUACUGACACACAUAUAUAUAAAUUGUUUACUUAUACAGGAUAUAUAUUUUAUUCUCCCAUAUACUGAGUUUAAAUAAUCAAUUCCUACAAGCAGAUUACCACAAGAAAAAACAAUUGUAUAAGUCUACGACUAAACAAACUAAACAAAGAGAAAAACGCUAUAGUCGAGUACGCCGACUAUGAUAUACUCACUGAUAUGUUACAACGUACAUAUGUAUCUUUUACAUGUAUAAAUAUAAUGAAGUAAUACACUUAUUACCCACACAACUUAAUACGCCCAGGACAUUAAUUGUCUUCACACGAACACUUUACACAUAAACAAAGCUAAAACAAUGUAUAAGUUAACCAUACUUAAAAAAGAGUCGAGAACACCGACUAUAAGAUACUCACUGCCAUGUUACAACAUGUAUUUUUCAGAUAUAUAUGGAAUUAAUACUCAAAUUACACGUACUACUUAAGAUGACGAGGACAUUAAUUGUCUUCACACGAACAUUUUAUACAUAUAUGUACAUGAAAACAUUAACGGCUUUUUGACUCAAAGAAAGUUUUAAUAAUAAUUUAUACUUUAAGAUUUUACCAAUAUCUAUAAUUUUACUAAGAAUUUUAUAAAUGUUUUCUUACAGGCAUAUUUUUACCCUAACUUAUAUAAAUAUAAAUAUUAAUAUUGCCAAAUAACUUUGUUUCAGGUUACACGAAUCUAUAUAAUGGUAAACCAUUGCACAUAAAAAACAUUAUUUCUUUGCGAAUAAAUAAUAUUAUUAUUGAGAUAAUUAAAAAAGAAAGGGUUUUCCCAUGUCCGUUAAGUCCUUUUAAUAUCUGUUCUUAAACCCCUUUCCAAAACUGAUAUUUCCUUGUCCGUUUUUUUCAUUUUGUCCGUUUGUUAAUCUUUCCUUUUGUCUGUCAGCAAUCUGUCCGUUAGUCUGUCCGUUAAUAUUUCCGAAAGUCUGUUUGUCAAUUUUUUGAUCUGUUGGUUAAUCUGUCCGUCGAUCUGUCUGUCAGUCUGUUAUCAAUCAGUUCAAGGGACUGUCCUUUUAUAUGUGAAUCAAUCUGUCCGUUAGUCUAUCUGUCAGCUUUGUCCGUUAACAUGUAAGGCAGUUUAUACCAUUGUAUCGGCCCAUUUCUUAAAAUGUAAAUAUAAAGUCUUUUCAGGAUAUAAGCCCUCGAACACAAUCAUUUAUAUAUGAACACCAUAUUUCCGUUAUAAUUACACUUGUCGUUACAGAAAUAGUUCACCUGCAUAACCGGAUCAAAGUUGUUUCUUGAUAAUUUGUAUAUUUAACAACAAGUUAAAUAUUCAUCCAUCAAACAAAACAACUUGCACUUGAGCAAUAGAUCUCCCUCGUGCUUAUAAUAAUAAUUAAUGCAAUUUCAUUGGUUGACUUUUACCGCAGAAAUGUAGGCUUUUUAGUAAUGGGGUUUGUUAAAUAAACAAAUGGAAUAAACUUGGUAAGUAAUCACCGAUUAGUUGGAGAUCAAAGCGUCAAAUUUUGCACUUUAGCAGGGAUAGAUUUAAAUUUUGGGGCAAGUAAUAUUAUACACAUCAUUUGGUUGACAUCUCUUGGAUUCGGAGGCUUUGUAUGAUUUAGUUCUUCUCAAUAGUUACACUUAUUGAUUUAACAAAAUAAAAAACAUAUCCAAUUUUUAGUUAGCAGCAUAGACAUAAAAGAGAUCAUUUUUGUAUUAUUGCAUUCAUUAUAAUUUAAACUUGAUUGAUUAAUUGUCAAGUCACUGGCUAGCCAAUUAUGUUCGUUGUAUACCAAGAGCUCUCAAAAUACAUGACUUGUUAGAAGCCCUUCUAAAAAGAGAAGAGAAAUAGGAUCAUUAGAAAGGUUUUUCGAUGGACCUCUAGUUUCUUCUGGUAGUGGAAUUAAUUAGAAAUGCGAAAAGUAACAGCAUGGUAGAACAGUUUCGUCCAUAUUUCUCAAUAAAAUAGAUUUAUCCUUAACGAUUAUAAAUUUCAGUGUUCAAAACAUGCAUCGGAUACAUGAGGACGAAUAUUCUGAGGACGUAAAGGACUCCGACUUUAAGGGCUCUAUUCAGAAGGAAAUAUCAGUAAAAUCGCGCCACCAAAUUUCCAUACCAGAUAUUUGCACAGAUGCAGUUAAGAAUAACUGUUUUCCGCAGACGGGUUUUUUGAACAGCUCGAUCGCCUUUGCAUCCCAUGUGGUUAAGUGCAGUUCCCCGGCAUCGAGCAUUGAUGAAUCCUCAUCGACGGCCCAGCACGAAGCCAAUCCCCACAUGCACAUACAGGGCCAACAUAUGAUGGCUCCCGUGCCCGAUCUCGGUUUCUACAAUGUUCCCGAAUUCAUUUCGGAACAGGAGAAGCUCAUGUUUUCCGAUGCCGAAAGGUUUUUGAGGUCAAAGGAUAACGAAGUGUGCAGCAAUGACUUUAGCUACAUGCAUGAUGAAUUCGCCAUGCGCAAGUACUAUCAUCCUCUAUUUGCGCAUGGCAUUUGUCGCUGGCCCGGUUGCGAAAUGGAUCUGGAAGAUAUCACAUCAUUUGUCAAGCAUCUCAAUACUGAACACGGAUUGGAUGAUCGAUCAACCGCUCAAGCCCGAGUUCAAAUGCAAGUAGUUUCUCAGCUAGAAUCCCACCUUCAAAAAGAAAGAGAUCGCUUGCAGGCAAUGAUGCAUCACUUAUAUCUGUCUAAGCAACUUUUAUCACCCACCAAAAUCGAUAGAAAGGACGUACCCGGCAGAGAGGGAAAGUUUUGCAGAAGUCCGCUCACAAUAAACAGCAUAGGUCGACCUAUCCGCCAAACAAAUUCUCCGAGCUCUCUUAAUCUACCAAUGGUUAACUCCACCAACCUAUGCUCAAUCAAAAAGAGAAGCCACGACAAAAACUCAUUUUCAAUCAAUGGUGGAUUGCCUUAUAUGCUUGAAAGAGCUGGGCUUGAUGUACAGCAGGAAAUUCAUCGGAACAGAGAAUUUUACAAAAACGCUGAUGUACGACCCCCUUUCACUUAUGCGUCCCUUAUAAGACAGUCCAUAAUCGACUCUCCAGACAAGCAGCUUACCCUGAACGAAAUAUAUAAUUGGUUCCAAAACACGUUUUGUUACUUUCGACGGAAUGCAGCUACGUGGAAGAACGCAAUCCGUACAAACCUAUCCUUGCACAAGUGCUUUGUACGAUAUGAGGAUGACUUUGGCUCGUUUUGGAUGGUCGACGACAAUGAGUUUGUCAAAAGGCGGCACUUGUCUAGAGGGCGGCCACGGAAAUACGACCCAUCCUCCUCCCCAAACUCCUGCCAAUCUGGCAAUGGAGUGUCCACCGACAAAAACCCCUGCGACAAUUGUCCCCAACACUGCUCGAGUAUGCCCCCGGGGGCAGAGAAUCCCCUAGAUUCGGGAAAUCCAAAUGAUAUGGGGCGAAUGGGUUGUCUUCCUUUUUGCGGUAGUGAUGGUUUAAGCAAGACGUCUAAGGACUAUAGCAAUAUGGAUUCGGGUUUGGUCGAAAGUAACAGCCAUUUAACAAUGGAUGAAUAUUCCACUAAUAUGUACGAAAGUAGUGCCAAUGAGCUUAAUCGAUAAAUGUAUCAUUAAAAGUAUUUAUUUAGAUGCAUUGUCGGGAUAACUCAAUUGUUUAGGUUAAAAGGUUCGGAUUCGGAAAUUAUACUUGUAAAUAUACAUAGAAAUAAGUAUAAUUUCUUAAAGAGAAACGAAGAAGCUACUACUUUUAAAAAUAAAUUACGAUAAAGGCAAUAUUAAAAUAUUGAAGAAAAAUUAACUUUUAAAUUAUGCUUUAAUUAAUAAACAACUUAAAUUUAAUUUAAAAAUGCAAUAUGAAGUAUUUAGCCACUCAAUUUACCAAAUUUUGUACUGUUCCUCGAUGUGUACAAACUGAAGUAAGUUCUUGUGUCAAGAAAUUGGACUCUUGGCUUUGGUAAGACUACAUUUUUCUCAUUUCUUAUCUGCUGACAUCCUAGUCAAUCACAUUUUCGAGAGUUUUCUAAA